AUGACCCCCAAGGACACCCGACCUCAACACCCCCGACCCUCAACACCCCGGGCCCUCAACACCAACGACACCUCAACCCCCCCGGCCCCCAACACCACCGGGCCCCCAACACCCCCGACCCUCAACACCCAAAUCCGGCCCUCAACUCCCCCGGGCCCUGACCCCCCACGGCCCCCCGGCCCCAACAACCCCGGCCCUCAACACCCCCCGGCAGCUCAACACCCCCGGACUCAACCCAACCCCCGGCCCUCACACCCCCGGACCUCCAACACCCCCGGCCCUCACACACCGGCCACCAAGACCACCCGACCUCAAACCCCCGCGCCCACCAACCCAAGAACCCCAGGCCCCAACAAUCGACCCUCAAAACCCCGACCCCCGGCCCCCAAGACCCCGGCACUCAACACCCCCGGCCCCAAGACUCACGGCACACAACACCCCCGACCCUCAACCCCCAUGGCCCUCCCCAACACCCCGGCCACCAACACACCGUGCCCCCAAAAGACCCCCGGGACCCCAGAGGACCCCGACCCUCAACACCCCCGACCCCAAAAACCCACGACCCCCAACACCCCGACCCUUCACACCUGGCCCUCAACACCCAUGGCCUCAACCACCCCCGGCCCCAAAACCCCCGACCCCCAACACCCCCGACCCCCAACACCCCCGACCCCCAACACCCCGGCCCCAACACACGGACCCCCGGCCCUUAACACCCCACGGCCCGUAACCCCCGGCCCUUACACCCCCGGCCCAAACAACCCAGACCUCAACACCCCCGGCCCCAAAACCCCCGGCCCCAAGACACCGACCCUCAAAACACCCGGCCCCAAAAACACCCCCGAUCUCAAAACACCCCCGGACCCCACCACCCCGACCCUCAAAACCCCCGGCCCCCAACACCCCCUGACCCCCACACCCCAGCCCUCAACACACCCGACCCUCAACACCCCUGGCCCUAAACACCCCUGGCCCCCAACACCCCCGGCCCCAAAAACCCCCGGCCCACCAACACCCACCGGCCCCCCAACACCCCGGCCUCCACACCACGGCCCCCAACACUCCCGGCCCCCAACACCCCUGGCCCCCAACCACCCCUGGCCCCCAACACCCCCGGCUCCCAACCCUCCCCGGCCCUGA
Penaeus indicus is the source of this 1140-nucleotide messenger RNA. RefSeq lists its product as uncharacterized. The coding region runs from base 1 to 1140 and encodes 379 amino acids. The record is from RefSeq and is a predicted model, not a curated record. The transcript is spliced from 3 exons. Lineage: Eukaryota; Metazoa; Arthropoda; Malacostraca; Decapoda; Penaeidae.